CAGUGACCAUCCUAGUGUGAAUGUUCUUGUGUGUCCAUUGAAGCGGUUGGACACGUAAUAUAUAAAUAUAGGCACUGCACAGGUACUUAGUCUGCAUGUUGGACACUCUCAGAUUAUGACUAAAAAGACCUUGCAGGAUUAAACCCAAACACGCAAUGAUUCAUCAAGUUAUCCUGUGGUCUGGACUUCUUCUGUACCUUCCUCCUCCAACCAGCCCGACAUGCUUUCUGGGUAAAGGAGCAGAGUGUCAAGAUGCUGAUUUUGUGCCAGGAUCUGACUUGGCUGGAGAAGGUUUCGACAUAACCAAGAUGAAACGCCUGGGGAUUUUUGUCAUCGACAUGAGUAAGUGGGAGCUCAAGAACAACACGUGUAACCUGUGCAAAAACCCAUUCAUGCAGUACAAAAAGCAGAAGCUCCCCGUGUCUGUGAUUUACUGGAGGGCCGCCCAAAAAUGCAAAAGGUCAUUAUCCAGCUCCGUUUAUGAGACCAGCGAGUCCCUGGUCAGUUCCAGCACCUCCUCUGUACAGAACAACUGGAAAGCCGGUCUGGGAAUAGGCAACAUGGUAAGCAGGAUGUCAGUGAUGUUGGCUGGAACGAACUCUAAACUUGCAGAGUAUUCAAUGGCAAAGACCAAAAAAGACAAGUUCAGCUUCAUCAAACAGUCAACAUCCUGCAGAUACUACAGCUACAGCAUUAGCAGCCGCUCUCCACUUCAUCGUGAGCUAAACUAUGAAUUCACAAGGCUUCCAGAGACAUAUGACAACGAAACAAAAGAAAUCUACUUGACACUUGUUGAAAAGUUUGGCACACAUUAUAUUACCCAGGUGAAACUCGGUGGAACAGUGCAAUCUGUGACCAGUGUCAAACAAUGCAUGGCUGCUCUCCAGGACCUCAGUGUAGACGAGAUCAAAACAUGUCUGGACGUCGAGGCAUCUGCAAGUGUAAUGGGGAGGACGAGCAUAAACACGGCAUACGGUCACUGUAAACAGAGCAAAAACAAAAAACUGAACGCACACAGUUUUGCUAACAGUUUUACUGACAGGUUAACUGAAAUCUCUGGUGGCCACGCUCAAGACACGGCACUUCUCUUCUCAUCCAGCAAUGACCCUGGUGCUUACAAUCAGUGGCUCUCCUCAGUGCCAGAAAAACCAGACGUGAUUUCCUUUGCACUCAAGCCCCUCCAUAUGUUGCUGCCAGUCAAGAAUCCAAAACGUGAGCAAAUGCGCCGAGCCAUUCGUGACUACAUACUGCAGAGAGCCCUUUUGAGGAACUGCUCGACACCUUGCAAGGCCGGCAUUGCAACUAACCCCAAAGAACCCUGUGUGUGCAGCUGUCACAACAAUCCUGGAGUAAAAGCAAACUGCUGCCCCUCACAGCGCGGACUUGCUCAGAUUACAGUAACUGUGAAGAGGGCGACAGGCUUAUGGGGAGACUACUUCACACAGACCGACGGGUAUGUCAAGGUCCUAAGAAAUCACAAGUUUUUUCUAGGGGAAACACCAGUAAUCUGGAACCAAAACUCACCAACCUGGAACUGGAAGUUUGAUUUCGGCAACUACGUUCUUUCUCAGUUUGGGGGGCUGAAGCUAGAAGUGUGGGACAGGGACAACAAGUGGGACGAUGACCUCCUGGGGGCAUGCAACAUACAACUGAAAGCUGGCGUAACAAAAGAAAUCUGUCGACUUAAACAUGGUUUGCUGUACUACGAGACGGCUGUAACUUGUGGUCCUAGUUUAACUGGCUCCUCGUGCACAGAAUAUGUGGGCUCUCCGAUGUCCUCCCAUCUAGAGAAGAUGUACGUGUCACGACACGCCCGGCCCAUCCCAAAAGAUCUGCUGGUGAACAUGGGAGUGCUUUUAGACGAGCGCCGCUCUCUGUUUAGUCAAACCAGCGAGCCUAAUAGCAGAAAACAGACUUUGUAAAAGCUUAACGGAUUAGUUCACUUCCAGAAUUUUAAUUUCCUAGUCAUUUACUCACCCCCAUGUCAUCCAAGAUGUCUUUCUUUUUCUUUCUUCACUUGAAAAGAAAUUAAGGUUUUGAGGAAAAUAUUCCAGGACUUUUCUCCAUAUAGUGGACUUCAAUGGGAGCCAACGAGUUAAAGGCCCAAAUUGCAGUUUCAAUGCAGCUUCAAAGGACUCUACAUGAUCCCAGCCGAGGAAUAAUGGUCUUGUCUACCAAAACAAUUGGUCAUUUUCUAAAAAAAAAAAGGUUUUAACCACAAAUGCUUGUCUUGCACUAGCUCGACCACAUGCACUGCGUAAUCACGUUGGAAAGGUCACGUUUACAAAGCGAACAUGCAAAGAAAGUCACAGUGAUGUCGGAUGAUUUUGAAGUUGGAGAAGAAAAUGAGAUGGAUUUUCUUGGCCUACCUUACCUUUUUCAACUGAAGUACACAGAUGAAGAACUAACCGUGCAUGACAUCGGGAUUACAUAAUGCGUGAAGUCCCGACGAACAUUUAUGGUUAAAAAGUAUAUAAACUGGUAUUUUUUUUAGAAAAUGAUGAUUGUUUUGCUAAAUAAGACUAUUAUUUCUUGGCUGACAUUGUUCAGAGCCCUUUGAAACUUCAGUUUGGACCUUCAGCUCCCAUUGGCUCCCAUUGAAAUCCACUAUAUGGAGAAAAAUCCUGGAAUGUUUUCCCCAAAAACCUUCAUUUCUUUUCAACUAAAGAAAGAAAGACAUUACAAUCUUGGAUGACAAGGGGGGGAGUAAAUUAUUAGCAAAAAUUUAUUCUGGAAGUGAACUAAUCCUUUUAAAAAUCAUCAGAGCACUGCAAAAUAAGUAAGGUAAAAUGGUGCUAAAGGUGCCUUCGAUAUUAUUUCCCUCUAAACCACUAGACUUUCAAAACACCCGGUUUUCAAGAUACAUGCGCAAAUUUGGCUGAUGCCUGACGUGAUCGCUGGCAGCAGCGCAAAGUCGAUUCUGCUCUUGAUCUAAUACUUGAUGUUUUUUAAAAUGUAGAUUUAAGCUAAAAUUCUUGAGUAUAUCUUGAGACAAAGGUCUUCUUUUUCAGUUUCGUUUAAGAUAAUUAAAGCAACAGUUUUUAAAUAAUAAAAGAACAUGUAAAAGUAUGGUAUUUGGGGUAAAAAGCGCGCCUGCCGUCGUGGCUACAAGGCACAAUUAACAUGAUAAAUAAUAAAUUACUGACUUUUCCAUUUGCUGACAUGACAUUGUUAGAUUCAGAUGGUAAAUAUCAUAUUUUAUGUUGGGUGUCUAUCUUAGAGAUGGAGAUCCAUGUUUAGAAUAAAACCAUCGUAUUUAAAAACAUGAUAUUAAUCAUAUAAUAAUAAUAAUAAUAAUAAUAAAAAAACGUUGUUACUACUGUACAUGUAUAUUAAAAUACUAUGGGAUCUCCUUCAAUGCUUUCAGAAUCUUUACAUUUUAAAAUAUGUUUAACAAUAACAUAUUUACUGAACAAAAAUGAAUUCUUUUAUUUAUCAAAAUAAGCAGAAAAUAAUACAAACUUUGCUAAAGUGAACAUUAUUUUAUAAUUUUAUAAACAUUAUUUUAGUAUUUGCAUCAAUGCUGUGAGCCUUUCACCCCGUGUGCCACCUCAUACAUUUAUAAGAUUUUUUAACAAAAUAAACAACUUACGAUUUAUUUUCAAAUAAAAAUCUGUUGCUCCAUAAAUGUUCAAUUCAAACGUAUAUAUUUUUCUCAUAUCAUCUCAAAUCAUAUGCUUGGGCACAGUA
Labeo rohita (rohu) is the source of this 3690-nucleotide messenger RNA. RefSeq names its product perforin 1.9 (gene prf1.9). Gene Ontology annotation, molecular function: pore-forming activity; calcium ion binding. Gene Ontology annotation, biological process: leukocyte mediated cytotoxicity; immune response. The transcript is spliced from 5 exons. Lineage: Eukaryota; Metazoa; Chordata; Actinopteri; Cypriniformes; Cyprinidae. Gene Ontology annotation, cellular component: membrane attack complex. The record is from RefSeq and is a predicted model, not a curated record. The coding region runs from base 156 to 1922 and encodes 588 amino acids.